Coffea eugenioides is the source of this 3918-nucleotide messenger RNA. RefSeq lists its product as uncharacterized. The record is from RefSeq and is a predicted model, not a curated record. Lineage: Eukaryota; Viridiplantae; Streptophyta; Magnoliopsida; Gentianales; Rubiaceae. The transcript is spliced from 3 exons. Bases 1 to 3918 code for a protein of 1305 amino acids. Gene Ontology annotation, molecular function: catalytic activity.
AUGAGAGUGCAGGUGUGGAAUUGUCAAGGUGUGGGGAGCCCCUUGACAAUUCCCCAGCUGAGAGAGGUUAAUAACCUCUUCUCUCCAAGUAUGGUGUUUUUGAGUGAGACCAAGAAUCGAACAAAAUACAUGGAAAAAGUGAAAAAUAUUUUAAGAUUUGAUGAGAUGGUUGUGGUGGAGGCAAUGAAUAAGGCAGGAGGAAUGGCUCUCCUUUGGAAAGAUGAGGUGAAAAUUUUAGAGGUUUUGACGAUGGCUUUUACCAUAGAGGCUCAUGUGGAGGAUUCGGAAGUCAAUUCUGAUUGGUGGUUUGUAGGUAUUUACGCGAGUUGUGAUCACCAGAUCAGAAAACAACAGUGGCAAGUAAUAGAGCGUCGGAAGAGAUUGUGGGGAAAAAGAUGGUUGAUAGCUGGAGACUUUAACGAUAUUGCUUCCAAUGAAGAAAAAUGGGGAGGAAAUAGCCGGCUGGAAAGUAGCUUUCAAGACUUUACGCAAUUCAUCAAUGGGAAUCACUUGUUGGAUAUUGGUUUUGUAGGACAUCCUUGGACCUGGAGUAACAAUUGGGAACAAGGAGGGGAUAACAAACAAAGACUAGACAGAGGUUUAUGUAGCUAUCCUGGUCACAGGAGGAAGAAGAGAUUUUGUUUUGAUAAGAGGUGGCUAAAACGAGAUGAUAUUGGAGAGGUAGUCAGGUCUGCUUGGGAAAACGAAGUUAAUGGUUCAUGGAUGUUUCAAGUGGUAAUGAAGAUAAAGAACUACCGAGUAGCUCUCUUAAAGUGGAGGAAUAAUUUCCAAGCCAACUCGCGAAAGGAUAUUGAGCAGAUAAAGAACCAGUUAAGUGUGGUGCAGCAAUCGCAAGGUAGUACUAGCAUGGGAAGCAUGGGUUCUCUUAAAAAACAGCUAAAGGAUGCCUAUAAAGGGGAAGAGCUUUACUGGAGGCAGAAAUCGAGGAUACAAUGGCUUAGGGAGGGUGACAAAAACACAAAAUUUUUCCAUACCUCUGUACAAGGCAGAAGAAGGAGAAAUAGAUUGAACAAACUGCAGCGAGAGGAUGGUACGUGGACUGAAAGUGAGGAGGCAGUGAGCACGGAAGUUGCAAAAUACUAUAGGAAUUUGUUGCAUAGCAGUGAUGUAGGGGACUUAACUGAGGUACUAAAUGGUAUACCCCAUACUAUCUCUGAUGAACUCAAUGGGAACCUGAUGAAACCAGUGUUGGAAGAAGAAAUUAAAUAUGUUAUUUUCUCUAUGAACCCAGAUAAAGCUCCUGGGGUUGAUGGUCAUCUCUUGAAGAGUGUUAAUCAUACUGUGAUUACCCUCAUUCCCAAAGUGCUUAAUCCUACAUCCUUGAAGCAUUUCAGACCCAUUAGUCUCUGUACAACCAUGUACAAGGUCAUUGCUAAAAUUCUAGCAAAUAGGCUUAAAUAUGUCUUACAUUGCUGCAUCUGCAAAAACCAAUCUGCAUUUAUACCUAGUAGGCAAAUUUUAGACAACAUUAUGGUCUCUCAUGAAUAUUUGCAUUACCUAAAUAACAAGAGACAUGGUAAGGAUGGGUUUAUGGCAGUGAAGUUGGACAUGUCUAAAGCCUACGACCGGGUGGAAUGGAGUUUUCUCGAGGCCAUUAUGCAAAAGAUGGGAUUCCACCACAAAUGGAGAACCUGGAUUAUGGAGUGUAUAAGAUCUGUUUCUUACUCAUUCAAUAUUAAUGGGGAAGUCAAAGAGUAUGUGAUUCCCACAAGAGGUAUUCGACAAGGGGACCCUCUAUCCCCUUAUUUGUUCCUUCUUUGCUCUGAGGGGUUCUCCAAUCUUAUUCGGCAGGCAGCAGAAACUAGGAAGAUUUCUGGGAUGAAGAUUAGUAGACAUGGUCCUUGUAUAACACAUCUUUUCUUUGCAGACGACUCCUUGAUUUUUUGCAAAGCGAAUAAGGAUCAGGCCACUGAAUUGAUGAGGGUGUUGCAGGUGUAUGCCUUGGGGUCUGGUCAGUUGAUAAAUUUGGAUAAGUCAUCUAUCCUUUUCAGUAAGAAUGUGAGCCCACAUCUGAAGCAUGAGAUUUGCCAAGUUAUGGGGAAUAUGCAAAGUGUUACUCAAGGCAAAUAUCUCGGCUUGCCAAUGGUGGUAGCUAGAUCUAAACAGCAGAUUUUUGGGUUUGUCAAAUCCAAUAUAAAGCAGAGAAUGAGCAAGUGGAAUAACAGGUUCUUAAGUUUAGCGGGAAAGGAAGUCAUGCUUAAAUCAGUAGCCUUAGCCAUGCCAACGUAUACCAUGUCUUGUUUCAAGCUCCCAUCUAGGGUAUGUAAGGAUCUCAGUUCCUUAAUGUCAAAUUACUGGUGGGGUGAGGCUAAUGGAAAAAAUAAGAUACACUGGUGUUCUUGGAGGAAGCUCACUCAGAGCAAGAACAUGGGAGGUUUAGGCUUUAAGGAUUUGAUGGCAUUUAAUGCAGCACUUCUCGGCAAGCAGGUUUGGAGAUUGAUAACUCAGCCCAAUCUUCUUGUUAGUCAAGUGAUGAAGGCAAAAUACUUCCCAUCUACCUCUAUAUUUAGAUGCAAAGUCCCCAACAAUGCAUCUUGGUUAUGGCGGAGCCUUAUGGGUGCUAGAGAGCUGGUGAAUCUAGGAACGAGAAGAAAGAUUGGCAAUGGCAUGAACACUAAUAUAUGGGAAGAUAGCUGGAUUCCGGGUAAUCUAAAUGGAAGAGUGACUACCACGAGAGACAUGGACAAUGGACUGCACAAAGUUCAUGAGCUGAUCUGUCACAAGACAUGGAAUACUAAUCUAGUCUUCAAGAUUUUUAAUCCACAAGAUGCUGAAAGGAUCCUGGCUACACCUAUAAGUCUAGCAGGGAAGGAAGAUAGGCAUUUCUGGAUAUAUGGGACUGAUGGAAACUAUUCAGUAAGUUCUGGGUAUAAAUUACUGGUGGGUCACGAGGAAAGGAAGCACAACAGAAUCAAGAAGGAGACCUCUACAAGCUGGGAGGAUCAAACCCAAAGGCUAUGGAAGGACUUGUGGAAACUGAAGGUGAAGCACAAACAGAAAAUAUUCUUAUGGAAAUGCCUUAAUGAUGCACUCCCAGUCAGAGCGCUUAUGUUCGGUAGAACCAAAAUUGGGGACCCCAUUUGUAGCAGAUGUGGAGCGGAAAUGGAAACGAUAGAACAUACUCUUUUGAACUGCAGGGAAGCUAAACUGAUUUGGAAGUUAGCCCCUGUCCAAUGGGAAGGAAUGAUGGAGCAACAUGGGAGUUUUAGAAAUUGGUGGACAUCAAUCUCAGAAGCCAGGAACAGACCGGAAGGAUGGCAACACAUUUCUUUGUCUGUACAUAUUCUAUGGCAAAUAUGGAAAGCUAGGAAUGAGCUGGAAUUUAAUGGUAAGAAAAAGGAGCCUUGGAAGACUAUUCAAAAGGCGCACCAGGAAUGGUUAGAGAUGGUGGAACUAGAUAUAAAAGAAACUAGGAAGAGCACAGAGGAAACAUCAGUUCUUCAUCAACAAAUACCACAGUUAGACUCAGAACAUGGGACAGUGGAAGUGAGGAUUGGAGUAACUUCAGAUAUGGCCAAUCAUGGCCUAGGCAUUGGAAUAAGUCUGAGACAAGGUGAUCAAGGAUUCCACCGAGGUUGGGCGAUACGGGCUAGAAGUUCAGGAUCAAACCUGGUGGAUGAAGCAAUUGCACUUAAAUUGGCAAUGUGUAAGGCUGCCGCAGAGCUACUAACGGAAGUGUUAUUCCAAGUGCAAAGUCCUCAACUCCUCAACUAUAGCUGCACAAACAGAGUGAGUGACAUUCGACUAGCUACUGUGGUUGAUGACAUUAUUCAACUAAGAGAUUUGUUUCAUAUGUGCUCCUUUUGCCUAGUUAGAAAUGAUAAGACUCAACUAAGCUCCAAGCUUAGCAUUCAUGCCUUAGGCAUUAUUUUGGAUGAGGAACUUUGGUUUCCUUAG